UGCCCUCGUGGUCACACUGCCAGACACAAACAGAGAAAGAAGGCGGAAGUACACAGCCUGACUGUUUAUGUUUAUAUGACAAGAGAAGCAUUUGAACAGCAAUCAGCACAUGAGCCGCAUUGUAUCUGUUACUUUCUUUGCAUUAAUGUAAUGCUGCCCGUGCUGCCUCCCGGUGGAAAGUAGUCAAAAUGGAGGAAGAGGGACAGCUGCGGUCCUUCAUGUUCCUCAUGACUUACCUGCUGAUGAAGCGCAGGAGAGAUAUCAACCACGCAGACACUCAGAGACGCAAUGAGAUCCAGAGACGAAUCAGGCAUCGUCAGUACUUCUUCCAGAGACAGAGGAGGAUGAUGAUGAUGAUGUUAGCAGGAGGUAUCCGCUCCAAUGUCCGUAUCCGCACACGUCCCUGGACCACCACUCCAAGCACUGAUUGGUGGGAGCGAGUGGUGAUGACUGAGUUCCAGCCGUCCGAUUGGCUGGACAAGUUCCGUAUGAGUAAAGAGACGUUCUUCUACUUGUGUGAGAAGCUGAGGCCUCGCCUGGCGCGUCAGGACACCAGCUUCCGCCUGGCGCUGCCCGUGGAGAAGCGUGUUGCUGUGGCUCUGUGGCGCCUGGCGUCAAACAUCGAAUAUCGCACCAUCAGCACCUUGUUUGGUGUGGGCAAGUCCACCGUGUGCAGGUGCGUCAGAGACAUGUGUCAUGCCAUUGUGGCGCUCCUCAGUUCCAUCUAUCUUCGGCCUCCUUGUGAGCAGGAGCUGGAGGACUCUGCCCAGCUCUUCCUCUCUAACUGGGGCUUUCCUCACUGUGUUGCUGUGAUAGCAACACUCCACACAGCUAUCAUCACUCCAUCAAACAACGCAUCUGACUAUGCUAACCCUGCUGGCUGGCUCUCUGUGAUGUCGCAGGUGGCUGUGAACGGCCGGGGACAGUUCUGGGACGUAUGUGCCAGUUUUCCAGGAGGAACAGACCCAGCUGAUAUCUUACAGAACUCAUCAUUGUGGGCUACAGCAGCAGAGGGUGGACUGUCACCUGCCACACCGCCCAUCUUCAUGGGAAAACCACUCAGGUAUGUGCUGCUGGGGGAGGCCUGCUACCCUCCACAAAGCUGGCUACUGAAAGCCUAUCCUGAGGAAAGAGGUCGAAGGGGAGGCCACACUUCACUGACAGACCAACAGCAGCUCUUCAACCAGCGGCUCACUGCAGCGCUGCAUGUCCCUGAGGAGGCGCUGCUGAGGCUGAGGGCGCGCUGGCAGUGCCUGAGCAAGAGGAACGACUGCGGCCUGGACGUGGUGCCCACAAUGAUCCUGGCCUGCUGCAUUCUGCACAACAUUUGCGAGUGUCAUGGCGAUGCUUUCAAGGCGGAGUGGCAGGUGGAGGUUGCUGCAUCUGAGAGUCCUCAGCCUAACCACAGGCCGCUACUCUCGAACAGUAUGGAUGAAUGUCACACUGAGGAAGUCCGACAACUAUUCUGUGACUAUUUUGAACAGCUGAAUACCUGAAAAAAUGUCAUUUGUACAUACAUUGUUAAUAAAACCUGUAAACAUUUGUACAAUA
Molecule: messenger RNA, 1551 nt
Organism: Notolabrus celidotus (New Zealand spotty)
Lineage: Eukaryota; Metazoa; Chordata; Actinopteri; Labriformes; Labridae
Product: protein ANTAGONIST OF LIKE HETEROCHROMATIN PROTEIN 1
Exons: 4
Coding region: 189-1496 (435 amino acids)
Source: RefSeq, a predicted model, not a curated record